Molecule: messenger RNA, 5984 nt
Organism: Coregonus clupeaformis (lake whitefish)
Lineage: Eukaryota; Metazoa; Chordata; Actinopteri; Salmoniformes; Salmonidae
Product: collagen alpha-5(IV) chain-like
Exons: 32
Coding region: 447-3830 (1127 amino acids)
Cellular component (GO): collagen type IX trimer
Molecular function (GO): extracellular matrix structural constituent
Source: RefSeq, a predicted model, not a curated record
CUGGUCCCCCUGGCUUAGCUGGGGAUAAAGGGGAGAGGGGGGAACCUGCCCCCUACAUAAUUGGCCCCCCUGGACCCACUGGGCCCACUGGAAACGAUGGCCCCAUAGGCGACCGUGGUCCCCCUGGAAUUCCAGAUCUGUUGAAAGGCAACCGUGGACCACCCGGUCCUAAAGGCAUCAAAGGCAUCCCAGGACAACCAGGGGAUAGAGGCGAGUUCGGAGAAACAGGUGACGUCUGUCGACUCUGCCUGCGCACUAAUGCGUCCCCUGGAUCCCCAGGACCUGCCGGAGAGCCUGGCAGGCCUGGAGAGACAGGACGAGAUGGUGCUCUUGGAUCCAAGGGAUUUCGGGGAGUCAAAGGUCUUCAAGGUCCACCAGGUCAACAGGGUCUCUAUGGUUUACCAGGUGUGCCAGGUUCUACAGGGCCCAAGGGGGAAAUUGUUCCCAUGCCCCCAGGAGACAGGGGGCCUGUGGGCUCACCUGGUUCUCCAGGAGUUCCUGGGAGCGAUGGGACUGACGGGGUCCCUGGAUACCCAGGACUGAAAGGCCAACCUGGGCUAAAGGGCAACCCUGGACCUCCGGGGCCCAAGGGUGAUCGGGGCGAUGCCGGCUCUCAGGGUGUGUGUGGACGGUCAGGCCAGAUGGGGACUCAGGGCCCCCCAGGUGUGGGGCCCCCAGGGGGCCCUGGACAGAAGGGCAUCCUGGGGGUGCAAGGCCUGCGAGGGAGACCUGGAGAUCCAGGAGAGAAAGGCUCAGCAGGAGAGACAAUAACAACCACAGGGGACCCAGGACUGAAGGGAGAGAAGGGUCUGCAAGGCAACCCAGGACCUUCAGGGAAUCCUGGUAUAAAUGGCUAUCCUGGCUUCCCUGGCAACUUCGGCGCCAAUGGGGAUAGAGGUCUGUCUGUCCAGGGCCCUCCUGGCAACACUGGGCCUAAAGGUGAGAAGGGCCAGCCAGGGGUUGGUGGUGCCUCAGGAAUUGGUAGUAUGGGACGACCAGGACCAUCCGGAGCUCCCGGGAUGCCAGGUCCUAAGGGUGAUUUCAGACCAGGCCUCCCAGGGCUGCCAGGUAGACCAGGCCCCCCAGGGGAGGAUGGUUCUCUGGGGCUGACUGGAGACUCUGGUCUGCCUGGGCUUGGUGGAUCGCCUGGCCUACCAGGAAGAGAGGGUCCACAGGGAGACAGAGGCAGUGAAGGUGCUGAGGGCUUGCCUGGUCUGCCUGGGGAUUCUGGGGUGUGUAUACCAGGCAUUCCAGGCCCUUCGGGGGCUGUAGGUCUCAAAGGAAUCAUCGGCUUCACAGGGACAAGAGGACAGAAGGGGGUGCAGGGGGAUUCAGGUCUGCCUGGCAGAGGGGCCCUGGGAUUGAUGGGGCCGUUUGGACGGCCCGGGUUUGAUGGAGCCCCGGGACCUGGGGGGGCUGCCGGCCUGAAGGGAUUCAGAGGAAGAGAUAGUGUACCUGGGAUACCAGGCCAGAGAGGAGACAUGGGGCCGUCAGGACCAUGUGGUACACCAGGACCAGACGGAUACCCAGGACCAGGGGGACGACCUGGCCCUAAAGGGCUGAUGGGUGCUGAUGGGGUGAAGGGCCGCGUUGGAGCCAGUGGACCUGUGGGAGAUGCUGGGGCUCCUGGAGAUAUUGGAGUCUCAACAUACAUUGAGGUCCCAGGGGACCCUGGGGACAAAGGACCUACAGGUCUAAGGGCCUUAACAGGUGCAAAAGGAGAUCUAGGAGUGAAAGGGCCCAAUGGAGCCAGUGGAAAGGAUGGGAUUCCCGGGAGCGCCGGGCCACAAGGUCCUGUUGGCGACCCAGGCAGAGAUGGCCAGAAAGGAUGUCCUGGUUUCCAUGGAAACACUGGAGUCACAGGAGACAUGGGUGUGCCAGGUGUAAAGGGUGAGAAAGGGGGGACAGGAGCUCUUGGAGAGCCUGGUUCAUCGGGAACACCAGGUCCAAAUGGAGUAAAGGGAGUGAAAGGAGAGCCCAGCCUCCCUGGACCAGGAGCUAAAGGACGACGAGGAGAAAAGGGAGAGCCAGGGUUUCCAGGUUUUCCAGGAGAGAAGGGGGAGAUGGGUGUGGUGGGGAGGUUCGGAGCCCCAGGGGCCAUCGGCCCCACAGGACCCAAGGGAAGAGAAGGACUACAGGGAUCACGAGGACCUCCGGGACUAGUCGGGGAGAAGGGCAUUGAUGGUCUCCCAGGCAACAGUGGCUGUCAUGGCCCGAAUGGCCUGCCAGGGAGCCCAGGAUUGGCAGGUGACCCAGGGCCUGCAGGCCCCAGAGGUGCCCAGGGUCGAGACGGCAUCCCUGGUCCAGCGGGAGAGAAAGGAGACAUGGGAGCCCCUGGAAUUGGACCAAAAGGCACAGAUGGAAAGACGGGCCUAUCUGGACUUAAGGGGGAUGUGGGGUUACCUGGCUGCUUUGGCCCCCCUGGUCCCUCAGGGCCUUUGGGGGACAUUGGACCUCCAGGCCCGCCUGGUCCUACGGGACUGUCUGGAAGUCCUGGUCGGGAUGGAAUGUGCUUUGAAGGGCUAAAAGGAGACCGUGGACAAAAUGGCGACCCUGGACCCCAAGGUAUGCAGGGGCCACGGGGCCCUCCUGGUCCACCAGGAGCCGGCUUUAAAGGAGACAAGGGGAACAAAGGCGCCAUGGGCAUCCUGGGAACGCCUGGGUACAGAGGAGACACAGGGGUACAGGGCAGACCGGGUAAUGAUGGCAGACCAGGUGGUCUGGGAGCCAAAGGGGAGAUGGGACAGUUAGGAGACAUUGGACCAAACGGUCAGAAAGGAGAUGCAGGACCUGCAGGACCUGGAGGUUACCUUGGACAGAAAGGGCAGCCUGGAGCACAAGGGCCGAGGGGGAGUGAUGUUCACGCCAAGGUGAAAAUGACCCCUGGAGAACAGGGGCUGCCGGGUGACCUGGGGGCCAGAGGAGAGCCUGGACCCACAGGAGCGCAGGGACGCCACGGAUCACCAGGACUCCCAGGUCCCAAAGGUGUCUUGGGCCUAGAUGGGCCAAUUGGACAGCCUGGAUUGCAGGGAGCCAAAGGAGACCGAGGGUUCCCUGGACCACAAGGUAUCCAAGGUGAGCAGGGGACUCCAGGAGCCAAAGGCCCCCGGGGCUCUCCAGGUCCCUACUUUGCCGGGCCAGUAGAGGACGGCUUCCUAUUCACACGUCACAGCCAGAGGAAGAACGUGCCCCAGUGCCCAGGGGGCAGCAACCUCAUCUACUCCGGAUACUCCCUCCUCUUCAUCAACGGCAACAACAGAGGUCAUGGCCAGGAUCUGGGUACACUGGGGAGCUGUCUGCCUCGUUUCUCUACCAUGCCCUUCUUAUUCUGCAACACGGACAGCACGUGCCGCUACGCCUCCCGCAACGACUACUCCUACUGGCUGUCCACGGAUGAGGCCAUGCCAAGCGACAUGGCCCUCAUCUCUGGUGACUCACUGGAGAGCUAUGUUAGCAGGUGUGCAGUGUGUGAGACCAAAGCAAACAUCAUCGCUGUUCACAGUCAGACCAACCAGAUCCCUGUUUGUCCACAGGGCUGGCUCUCUCUCUGGGCUGGCUACUCUUUUGUCAUGCAAACAGGGGCUGGAGCGGAGGGCUCUGGCCAGCCCCUGGCCUCUCCGGGCUCCUGCCUAGAAGAGUUCCGGAAGAUUCCCUUCAUUGAGUGCCAUGGGCGAGGGACAUGCAACUACUACACUGACUCCUACAGCUACUGGCUGGCCUCCCUGGACCCCGAAAACAUGUUCAGUAAACCUAAGCCUCAGACAGUGAAGGGAGACUGCCCGGGUAGUAUAGUCAGUCGCUGUCAGGUUUGUAUGAAGCAAUGGCAGUGACCCUAUGUGCUAAAGAACUGAUGGGGAAUGAACUGGAGAUGCACCUCCCACUAUCAGCCACUGUAGGGCGACAGAGACUGAUUAAUUCAAUAAAGACUCGCGUUUCAAUCAUGGUGCUUCCUGGGAGACCAAAGGAUGUCUCAAUUCUUACAAGCGCUGAUCCUCGUUUCCAUGUUUCCUCCCCUCCAGUCCUCUCACUCUGACGUUUUCAGCAAGGGAAGGACAGAAGGAGAGCGCACAAGGAAUCUAGGAAAGACUAUUGAGAUGCAACCCAGUAGUGCCCUCUGCUCAAUCUGACGUUUUGUUCUCAGUUUUACUGUUUGUUUGUUUGUAUUUUGUUUGUAUUGUUAAACAACUGGACUGUUUUAUGGCAGAUGGUCAGUGUGAUAUAGGGCUAGAUUCAAUCAGUUCAGCAUUAAGCCAUGAUAACCGACAACUGCUUAGCAUAAUCAUUCAUGACGGAGGUGUAACUGUGUUGGAGCCUAAUUAAUCUUUUUCGAUAGCUCAAAUAGUUACUACGUUGUCACGUGUGCUAGCAAAGCAGAGGUCCUGUGUUUGAACCUUGGUGUGAGACAAAUCAGGAGGAAGUGGUUCUCGCUAAUGAAGCAGUGUGAUGUCCGUAGCACUGGUGCUGUGACCCGGAAGCGCAGUUGGGCUUAGGUCGACAGCUGGGGUCGUUCGCUUUGAAGCGAGUUUAGAAGGGGUGAGUGUAACGGAGUUAAUAACAUACCGUAAGCUCACUCCACAGCUAGUUUGAAAUGUCUCUGACGGAGCUAUUGAAUUCGAUAUCUUUCUAUAGCUCAAACGGUUGGUAUGUUGUCAAGGAGGGCGUUCACGUGUGCUAGCAAGGCAGAGGUCCUGGGUUCUCGCUAAGCAGGCAGCGUGACCUCCCUAACAUAGGCUAUAUAUAAAUAAUGACACUCAAAAAUCAUUAAACAAAAUAAUAAGGAUUUAUAUCAGCCUAAUCAAGGUCUAGAUUCACACAUUCCAUUGAUUGAAGUUGCAUGGGAUUUCUACUAAUGCGACUUGGUGUAUAAAGCUGGGAGAAGCUUGUGGAUUUGACAGCUCCAAUGCAAUUACAACUCCAACACCUCCCUAAACAAAAUAAAUGAUAUGCUAUGCAGUUGUUGAUUAUCGUGGGUUAAUGCUGAACUGAUUGAAUCUAGGCCCCAGUCUUUUUGAUAUAUUUGAAUGGAAAGUUAACUGCCUGACAAAGUGCCUGACUGCCUGAUGGCUCUUGUUGGAUGCUAUGUAAUAAGAGGAAGGAAUGCUGUCUUCACACUGAAAGAAAAUGUCUGACUCAAAAGUCUAAAAUAUAACUCAAUGUAUUGUGCGAAAGUAAAAUGCGCACACACAAAAAAACUGUUGAUCUACAAUAAUGCAAAAUGCAUGGUGUAAAAGUGAAACAUGCUUUUAAAAAGAGUGAUCAUCUUUUGCACCUUUCCCUCUUUCACAUUUUGUGAAAUAAAAAUAUGAAUUUCCCUGUGAAUCCAGAGAUGUUUUGCAGUGUGCAUAGGCUCUCCUUCUCCUUCCUGCUACUGCUGCUCCAUCAUCUACAGCAUGCUGACUGAACUAAUUUUGGCUGGGCAGAAACAACUUUUUCUCAUUACUGGAUACACAUUUGAAUGAAAAGUGAAGAUUGAAUUCCACCACUUUUAAACCUCAUAUUCAUUAUCCCCAGCACCAUACCAGUCUACAUAUGUGCAAAUGGAAGGUUUUACGGUCUGUAGUUAAAAAGAUAAGAAGAAAAGGUCCUAAGAAAGUGCCAUAUGAUGAUGUCAUCAACAGUAAAAACUAAAAAUGGUGCUGUAGAUAAUGAAUAUAAGUUUAAAAGUGGUGGAAUUCCACUUUAACUGCCUGGCCAGUUACCUGAUGGCCUGUCUGUUUGUUGGAUGUUAUCUUGUCCAUUGGGUGCUAUGAGUAUGCUAGCAAUCUGAUAGAAGAUGUGUACCUUAUUUGGGGUACCUUACCCCCAAACCUAACCUUAAUGCACUGUCAUAAAAAUAUAUGAUAUAUUAGUAGCAUCUCAGAGUGAUCCUGAGUUAUGAAAAAUAUUUUUGAGUCACAUAGAAAGAUUUAACAGAUUUACAGUUGAAGUCAGAAGUUUACAUACACCUUAGCCAAAUACAUUUAAACUUUAAACAGUUUUUCACA